Corticium candelabrum is the source of this 2736-nucleotide messenger RNA. RefSeq lists its product as uncharacterized. The transcript is spliced from 7 exons. The record is from RefSeq and is a predicted model, not a curated record. Bases 203 to 1447 code for a protein of 414 amino acids. Lineage: Eukaryota; Metazoa; Porifera; Homoscleromorpha; Homosclerophorida; Plakinidae.
AAAAUGCGAUAUCUCGAGAUUGCUACAACGUAGACUGUUGAAAGUAGGCUCAUUUGAAAGGAAAUUAAUUAGCGAUUCGUAUGAACUAUAGUUUGUCAAGCGAAAGAAAGACUCCAUUUUGGGAAGACAGGAAACGUACAACCAGAUGUAAUAAAGAGGCGGAGUUAAGCCCAUAUAAGGUAAUAUACGUAGGAGAUACGUGAUGGCUAGAGGAAUGGCCGAUCGUCGUGCUGACGUGCCUUCUGAGUACGACCUCGUUGUCGACAUCGAGACGUUCGAACAGCUGACAAACGGAAAUCCCGGUUGGGAAGUACGAUGUCCUGAAAUAUUGAGGCGCCUAGGACAGGCUCAAACCACGUCAUCACAACCAAAGAAAUAUGUCGAUGGUAUGGCCAACCAACACUCCAAACGGACAGAAGACGCUUCUGCACGUACAGACGGGAAUCCGGCGUCGAGCAAACAGUCCGAGGAUGUCGACGCGGAACCCCUCUCCACUUGUCAAACGCAGGAGAUGAACGAGAAAUCCACUGAACGAAAAACCGAAAGUUCGACCGAGAUUUCACAAACCAGUUCCAACGACGAAACUGACAAGGAAUUGACAGGAGCAGCAGUUGUAGCCCACAGUCUCCAUCAAGAAUUGAAGGCAUGGAAGCUGAAAAGUGACAGUCGUUCCCUGACGUCGUUAGUGUCGAGCGCCGGCCCAGAAGCAAGCGUCAAUACUUGGAAUGGCGAAAACGGCCUUAGCUCUAGCCUUACAUGCAACCUGAUAAAACCUCUCAACACCAGUGACUGGGUUUCGUCAACAGAAGACACGGCGACCAUGGUAGGCGAACCUCUGCAUUUACAAUACGAUUCACAGAAGGGGGCAACAAUCUUUAUCGCUGUUGUCGGUCUGUACAAUAAAGGAAAAACGUACGUCCUAAAUCGUAUCGGAAAAACCAACUUGCCUGAAGGAGCCGGAUGCCGAACGACUGGCAUCAGCAUGAAAACGGGAAAUGGAAACAUUCUUUCACGGUUCACACUCCUAGAUAUAGCAGGUUUCGACGCACCCGUUCGAGUUGGGCAAGACCGAAGCGCUGUCUACUACAAGAAAUACGUUGAUAGGUUUAUCGAGGAGCUCGCGCUUAAUCUGGCAACAGCCGUCGUUGUCGUCAUGAACAACAUCACUCUGACAGAUCAGCUUUACCUCGAGCACGUCCGCAAGGCAAUGCACAGCUUCAAGAUAGACUACGCGGCAGCUAGCGGGAUAUCAGAAAGAAUUCCUGAAGAGAAGUUUCCCGAUCUCAUUGUGAUUCACAAUUUCUCUUCCUACGGAAACCUAGAGGAAUGUAAGAAGGCAUUCAGAGGUCAGAUUGAAGAAAACUACGAGGGAAAAUGGUUGGACUACGACAGAAAGCAGAAGUUCUACUACACUGAAGGUGUUCCAGGACAAAUGGUGGGCAUCUGACAUGUCUUCAUUGGACGGUCUCUAACAGAUGCUGAAAGGUAACAACAUAACAUGUCAGUGACUGAUAUGUUUUGACAAAAGUACUGCUUGUUCAAUGGACAAAUCUACAACCAGAGCUAAGGAACCUGUGAAGGAUACUGACUUCUACAAAGAUACAAUUAAGCACAACAUUCAAGUGUUUGAUAUGAUUAAAUCGUGGUUAAGAGGCAUUGCCAGUGAAAGCAAGGUAAAGCCAGUUUCGACUAUGGUCGAUGUUGCUAACAAUAUGCUGACAAGGGCGUAACUAGCAUUAAAAUUUUACCGAGGCAAGUUUAUAUAAAUUAUUUAAUUAACCUCUACUCUAGUAGGUUUCUCAGUCACGUGUGUGGCAAGUGCUUCACGUGCCGUGAACGUGCGCAAGCUAAGUGCGAGAACAGUGGUGAAAGAGGACUUCUUCUGUUCGGUAACCGCGUGCAGAAUGCCCGAUCUUUCCUGUUAUCUACUAACUGAUACAUCUAGCAAAAUUUUUACAGCGCCACACCCAUUUUAUUUACCGAGGCAACUGCCUCGGCUGCCUCAUGCCUAGUUACGCCACUGGCUGAGGAGUUACUUCCAAAAUCCACCUACUGCAAGACUCCACGUGAAAAACGGCAAGGCUUAUAUUGGAUUUGAGCAACCGUGGUACUAUGAUUUCACACAACCAGGAAAAACAGCAAAACCAGAAAAUGAUGUUGCCUGGAGUAGGAUAUGAUGGUUCAAGAGGUCUACGAAUGUCAGUGGAACCAACACAUAAUCCACCAUAUGAUGUCAUUUCAACUCCACACAGUGUUGUCAUUAUCAUGGAUCGAAUGAUGCCACAACCUGAAGUCCAGUACAUCCCACAAGAAAAGAUGUGCGUCAUUAAAGGUGAUCUGCAAUCACCGUCUUUGUACAACAAAGAAGGCAAUGUUGUCGAACGCAGAGAAAGAUUCAGUGGACCAUUCAACCUGAAAGUGGUGAUGGAUGACAUCUUGACUCACGGCGAGGCCGUUGCCUUGGCCUUCAAAGAAGUCAGAGAAGACAGAAUGAGGAAUAUUCUUUGUGUUAUAUUCGAUAAAGUCCAAAUACAAUGUCCCGAAGAAGUCAAGGAAGGUUCUGUCGAUGACAUUUUGUAACUUCUAGGUUUGAAAUAGAUUCCAGCUGCCAUGCCUACAUUAAAAUUCUGUUUGAAAUUAACCAUGAAACUGCUUAGCUUUUUUGUUUGCAUCUUUCCACAUUCAAACUGAUGGAAGAUUAUCUGUUUACUUAGCUUUAGAGACAAUAAACAUUUU